This is a messenger RNA of Portunus trituberculatus (swimming crab), 3136 nucleotides long. RefSeq lists its product as uncharacterized. Bases 1644 to 2996 code for a protein of 450 amino acids. Gene Ontology annotation, biological process: intracellular signal transduction; cell surface receptor protein tyrosine kinase signaling pathway. NCBI's taxonomy places the organism in Eukaryota, Metazoa, Arthropoda, Malacostraca, Decapoda, Portunidae. The transcript has 12 exons. The record is from RefSeq and is a predicted model, not a curated record. Gene Ontology annotation, molecular function: protein binding.
UAUCAAGACAUUUGCUCCCUAAUUUUGGCUAACUCUUCACUUAUCUUUUAUAGAACCAGCACUCAAGUGGGCCUUUUUUAAUGUGUUGCCCUUGGCUGGCCUUCUCUCCUGCAUUAAGAUAAAAAAAAAUCCAUGAAUAAUGCAAAUAGAUAAUUAAUGAUAUGAUCUCUUGUUUGCUUCAUGACAUCCCACUCAUAUGGAGAAACUCAACAAAAGUGGACUGCUACUUAUUGCAAAUAUGUGCCUCUCCAACUUACACAAGACUAGUGUUAGUAUCAGCUGAAUAUGUGCAGAGAGAGAUUGUGUCCUAUGCAGUGAAAAUCUUUUGAAAGUCAUCAUUAAUGAUAAAAGCUGAUAUAUGGAUAUAAUUUAGAAAGCAUACAAUGGUCUUGUGGUGAUGGAAUUUAAGUUCAGUCUGACCAAUAAAAGGGCAAAAUAAGACUUCUACAAAGUGUCUGCUGAUCUGUUUCAGCAUGGAAGGAGUGGUUCUUUGCAAAUUGACAGUGAGCUGUUACUUGUUCAUUUAAGUCUUUAAGAUGUUUGAGGAACAAUGCAAAUAGGGAGCAUCCAGACAAGGAUCCACACAGAAAUGGGUUUCGUAUUAUAACAAAGGUCCUACUCUCUUCUGUUAAGCAGUCUUCUUCCAAAAACGAUAUGGCACUGGUCUGUGCCUGCCUUACUCACCUGACAGUAUUUGUAUAUUCAAAUUUAACCUUCGACUUAAAAAGCAAUGAUUAGUCCAUGCCCAAGAGAUUCUAAUGGAUGAUUUUUGACAUAUUAGUAUGUAGUAGAUAUUUAUAGAUUUGUAAAUUUUUAAAUGUUUCAUUUAUUUAUAUUGCAGAUAAUAUUCCAUAUUUUUCUACUAUAUUUUCCUGUACUAUUUAGCUACUUUUUUUUUUACUACAUUCACAAAUGCCACUGCCAUACUGGAUAGAAAUUAACAAAGUGAUGCAAACAUGAUGUGCCACAAACACCACAAGACCAAGUGCUGCUACACUGCUACCAGUCUACUUUGCAAAACCAGUGCUAAUUUUUUAUUUGCAGGGAUUUUUUUUGUGGUGAAGUGCAGCAUAAUUCUAAUUAAGUAUAUAAUUGUAUUUGACAGCUUUAAUCCUUACUAGAUAGGCAACUUUGAAUAUAGGAAGGCAUUAUCAGUAUGAGAGAUAAGAGUAGGAGGGAAAAGGGAAAGGGAACAUGUAUUACAAAUUUUUUUCUCUCUUCAUAUGAAGUAGAAAAAAAAUAGUAAAUCAUCAGAUAUGAAAUUAAUUUUCUAAACUUUUAUGUGAUCCUCAAUUAAUGUGUGAAAGAAAUUUAAGGAAGGAAUUGUCACAGUACAAUUACAGGGGUUACACAUUUUGUUAUUAUAUGAUUUUUUUUUUUAAAUCAUUAAUGUGUAUCCUUCAAGUAUAUAAAAUGAAGUGAAAUUAAAGAUAUAUUCUGUUUCACGUGUAAAGUAAACCAAGAUGAUGUCACAGGAAGUUCUUUCUCUUGUCUUAUCAUUACUUGACAUAAAAGAUUUCCGUUCAGUCUCGUGUAACGUUCCAGCAUAACAGUGUGUUGGAUCUCUCUAUUCUGCUUUGACGUAUUUGUUUUUAACUUGAGGUUUCGUUUAUGAGAUUAUCUUCCCAAUACAGUACACAGAAAUGGAUUGGAGCAAUAAUGAGAAUAUUUAUUCCAAUAGUGAAGCUAUAUUUUUUGAUGGGCUAAUCAAAUCAGGAAAUAUAUUGGAAAAUGCAACCGAUAGUGAUGAGAGUGACUUCAGUGAGGAAGAGGAGGAGCUGCAAAAAGUGGAAGAGCAGGAAGAGGAGGAAUACCUAGUGCCAGACAGACAACCAGUGCAGGAUGCUAAUAUACAAGAUUUACAAGCCAGGCCACCUUACCCAACCCCAAGAAAUCAAUCAAAAGCAAAAGAUGAAACAUUUGAUAAUCCAGACGCCAUUUAUUUGGAGCCAAUUCAACCAAAGCCACAACUACCACCGACCUGCCCUUUAUCUAAACUCCCAUUUAUUGCCACCAAGGGACCUAACAUGAUUAGGAACAUAAGUUAUGAACUUAUACCUCCUCCUAGUGAAGGAGGCCCAGCACCAUCCUUUCAUAAAAAGGUAUCUAAAGAUUCUCAGCCUCAACCACAAAAAACAAAAAUAGUCCACCGGCCAUACGUCCCAGAGCGCAACAAUUCCCCAAUUGGUGCUUCAGAAGAUGGAAAAGGUGGUGCCAUGGGUAUUUCAUUCCUUCACCGGCUCCAUCAGGAAAAUAAGCCUGCCCCCCUUCCCAAGAUCCCUAAGCCUUGGAUAUUACCUUCCUCACAGGAAAAGAAUGAACAUGAGUAUGAAUGUGUGGAUAACCCUUUAGCAUCAUGUGGAGGUCCUGAAUUUCCUGGCUCAGCUGUACCAGACUUUGAUGAUGACUGGAACAGGCAGCUUGGGGCUGCUACCCUUCCUCAGAAAAAACAAUCAUCUGUCUCUCGAAAUCAUCUAGGAGGGACUGAUUCUCGCUUAGCAUCAGGUUCACUGCAGCGUGUUCCCCAUAACAGACCACCCAUGCCAACAAAUGAGUUUGCACCUUCUCUGCCAUAUGUCAUUUUGGAUAAUGGAAAAACACUUGAUCUUACUCCACUCUACAAGAAGCUCUUGGAGAAGCCAUACUUUCAUCUAAUCUCAAGACACAAAGCUGAAAAUUUGAUUAUGCCUGGAGAAGAUGGAAUCUUCCUUAUUCGACCAUCAACCAAAAGUGGACAUCCACUCACCCUUGUCCUCAGUCUUGAAAAACAUCCUUACAAUAUCAACAUUAGGCAGAGGCCUGACUCUCUCUUUGCUUUAGGCAAAGAGAAGACACAAGAAAAGGCAUUUUCUUCACUUGAUGAAUUAGUCAACACCUAUAGUAGGGAACCCAUCAAGCUUGAGAAUGGCAAGAAGGCCUUCCUCAAACACACACCUCCAAAGAAAGGAAAUUCAUAUGUUAAGCAUCAUCCACCAGGUCUUGCUAAGAAAUACUGAAAUAUCAAUGAAUAAUCUCCAAGAUAGCAGUAUUUGUUGCUAUUAGUACUAUUGUUGUUGUUAGAGUACAUUGUAUAAUUUAGCUUGAUUUAUGUUGAUUUUAAUAUUUUUAAAAAUAUUAAACUUAUAAAUAGCAACUG